Armigeres subalbatus is the source of this 626-nucleotide messenger RNA. RefSeq lists its product as uncharacterized. The transcript has 3 exons. The record is from RefSeq and is a predicted model, not a curated record. Bases 170 to 526 code for a protein of 118 amino acids. NCBI's taxonomy places the organism in Eukaryota, Metazoa, Arthropoda, Insecta, Diptera, Culicidae.
UGUCACUGCGAGUGUAGCUCUAACAAUUGUUGUGUUUACUUUUGGAACGUGACUUCAACGGUUCGCGAGUCCGUGAUUUCGUUCGUUUUACAAUAAUAAUGGUAAUUAUUACGUGAUUGACCGGGCUUGUGAAAUUGAAAAUUGCGUCGACUAACAGCAAUUUCUGAAGAUGCGCAUCAAUACCGCAAUUCCUUCUUCAUUAACCGGUAAUGUUGCCAUUGAUCUGCCUUCGGAAUCGGCGGAACAGAAAUUGAUGUUGCUGAGACAAUUCUACAGUUCGCCUUACUUGAAUGACACCUUUAUGGUUGGUUGGUCCGGACCUGGAUUUAUCAAUGAUGAUGGACCCUCAACGGCAUCCGAUUUUGAUUGCUACGGGAUUACUGAAAUCGCCAGUUCGCAGCUGGAACUGGUCCCAAUGGAAUGUUGCAUACAGCAAAGGAGUACAAGAAUCAAUCGUUCAGAUUGUUACUGUUCAAGUCUCCGUUUUGGGACAUGGUUGCCCAUUAUGAAAUCUCGGGUUCACUGAAUGGUCUAGAGCAGAAAAUUCUUUAUUUUUGAUCUCUGGAAAUCCACUGUGACCCGAGCAAAAAUUGGUUAUUUCUGUACUUUUCGGUAGUACUGUGAAG